Aureobasidium namibiae CBS 147.97 is the source of this 2271-nucleotide messenger RNA. RefSeq lists its product as uncharacterized. The record is from RefSeq and is a predicted model, not a curated record. Lineage: Eukaryota; Fungi; Ascomycota; Dothideomycetes; Dothideales; Saccotheciaceae. The transcript has 3 exons. Bases 1 to 2271 code for a protein of 756 amino acids.
AUGGCGGACAAAACAACAUUGUCCGGCGAGACAUCACACACUGGACUCAUAUCCGAGGAAUCGUCCGUUCGCAGUGCGGAUACCACAAAACAACUAGAUAGCUGGCGAUUUACUGUACGAGCAGGGAUCGCCGUCGCAGCUACCGUGAUCUUAGUCAAUCUAGGAGUGUUGAUAUGGGCCUUGACUCUGGGCGUUCAAGAUGGAUUUGCAACUGUCUUUGAAGGUUCUUGCACAGAGACGAAAAGUAUAACCUUUUGGGUCGACCUUAUGAUCAACAUACUCUCUACACUCUUGCUCGGAGCCUCCAACAACUGCGUACAACUUCUUGUCGCGCCCACGAGAAACGACAUAGGCGAUGCUCAUGCUGCUGGUCGGUACCUUGAUGUGGGCGUGUCUUCUUUACGAAACGUUAUGGCCGUGAGUCUCUGGCGAAAGUGGCUCUGUGCUGGUCUCUUCCUAAGCUCGAUACCGUUGCAUCUUCUCUACAACUCGGUCAUAUACUCAACGUUAUCGACAAGCAAUUAUGUGGCAGCAAUAGUCACCGAUGACUUCUUACAAGGUGCGACUUGGAAUAGCAGCAGACUUGACGGUUACACAGAGAACAUCAUUACGGCGACCAGACAAGUGGCGCGCUUGCAGAGCAACAUCGGCAAGUUGACGAGACUCGAGAACGAAGACUGCAUCCGGGCCUAUGGUACCAACUUUCUGCAGUCCAAGCGGAAGAACGUCUUAGUUGUAUCCGAUGCCAAUGUUACAGGGCCCCUGAUCAUAGGGUACUACCAUCAGGCCGAGUUUCUGGAUGAUGACUUGGGCUGGAUAUGUGGGAAGCAAACACAAGGAGCCAAUAAAAGAUGUGACACCAAGACGAUGCUUUCAUACCCCACAAACUGGACUAUUGUAGAUAUCGAAGUCAACCAAGAUGAGGCUUUGGUCCGACGUUCUAUGUCGUUCGGUCGCUGGGAUGGAUACGACCCCCAGGGACCUUACUUCGAAGCAUCUGUCAAGUAUUGUCUAGCUGAGACUGCUAAACAACACUGUACUAUCCAGAUAAGCACUCCAUUACUCGGCGUGGUGCUGCUCUGCAACCUGAUUAAGGUAAUGUGUCUGUCAAGAGCACUUCUCAUCCGAAACUUUCACCCCAUGGCCACACUUGGAGAUUUGAUCAGCUCAUGCUUAAGCCAACCCGAUCCCUACACUCACGGGAUGGGUCCUAUCACCGCCAAAGGUGUACGCAGAAGCAGGGCAGUGCGCCUGUUAGACCGCGAAACACUGGUAUCGAGGCUUCUCAAAGACUAUCGAGUGAUCUACUUCGAACGAUCCACGUCGUUGCUAUCCGACUACACCAACAGCGAUAUCCCGAUGGUCCGAGGCACGUCCAUUGUAACCGGUGUAGCCGAAAAGUCGGCUACAGCACCAGUGAAGUGGAAGAAGCAGAAAAAUCGAUGGUACCAGGCCCCAUCAAGGUCAAGCUGGGUUGCCUGUAUGGUGUUGUGCGCAAUCGCUCGGUUCACUGGAGUAUACCUUCUGACGAGCGCCAUCAACUAUCGCAAGAACAGUACAUCUCAAACUUAUACGCUCUCCCGCAUGUGGCAAGAUGGUGUUGGUGCAGUCUCGACAGACUUACUCAUCGGAGCAGGUGGUGAUUACCAAAGACCACUGAUUGAGAAUGUUCUUUUGGCCAAUACGCCUCAACUCGCCAUCUGGUUCGUCUACGUCUUUUACAACAAUUGCUUGACCAGGAUGAUGCUCGGACGAGAGUACUCAAGUUACGCCAAAUACCGCAAACCACUGCGAGUGAGUAGACCUGAAGGAGAACAGCGAAGCACGUACAGGUUGCAGUUGCCCUAUCGUUACAGCGUGCCACUCAUGGCUGCCAUGACUGUGUUGCACUGGCUGGUCGCUCGGAGCAUCUUUCUCGUUAAAAUCAGUGUUUUCGACUAUGAUGGGAACCCGCUCAACUUGAAAAUAUCUGCUUGUGGUUUCUCGGCCAUGGCUAUUGUGCUGUCGCUCUUCGUCUCUGCAGUCAUCAUUCUAGCGUUGUUGGCGAGUGCCGCGAGGAAGCUUGAGCCUGGUAUGCCGUUGGCUUCGAGCUGUAGUCUGGCUAUCACUGCUGCCUGCCAUACAUCUCCUGAUGACGAAGACGCGGCGUUGUUGCCAGUGAAGUACGGAGUAGUGAUUGCAGAAGAGCCGGAAAGUGAGAGCGAUCGUAAGCAUGCGUGCUUCAGCAGCAAGGAGGUCACUCCAUUGGUAGACGGGCACUGGUACAACUAG